AUGAUAAUUCGGCUAAUAGGGGACAGUUGGGUUCCAGAGGAUAAGCUGCUUAUCAGCGUCCGAGAAGACAGUGAAAUUAAAGCCUCUCUCCCCAACAUUAUGAAAAAGCUUUUGAUAAAGAGAAUAGGCGAGUACAAAUUAUAUUAUACUAUCGGGGAACGAAAAUGUGACUAUGCACGGCUUAUCGAUACUUAUUCCACGUGGAAGGAACUUGGAAUUUCUGGUGGGAGUGUUAUUUAUUUGAGUAAAAAAGAGCCCUCUGUAAUGGAGGAAUCAACCACGGCAAUGGACGUGUCGAAAGACAAGGAGGAGGAUGAGAGGCCACCGAGGAUGAAUGUCCUGGCGACGCAGGAAUCGGCUCCUAUUCUUCCCCCAAGUGUUUCCAUCGUUGCGACAGAAGUAGUCCCGGACAAGAAGUUGCCGACUCACUCCCAGCAAGAGUCCAGUCCCAUUCAUAUACCCACGCCCGAUGCUUCGCCUAUUCAGCUUGGGUCGUCACCUCAAGUAAAAAAUGUUUCUUUGCCAAUUCUGCCAUGUAGUGGUAAGGAUGAAAUAGAUUUUGUUGGCUCAGAUUCCACCUAUGGAAACCCCAACACGGCGACGCAGAGCUGCCGGUCUCAACCAAACUUAACCUCCGUUCUACAGAAAACCCAGUGUCAUGUUAACAAGAGUGAGGUUGCUGGAUUGUCUCUAGCACCAGAAGUCCUCCAUCCUUCUUUUUAUGAGUCUCGGGCAACAGCUUCGCCCUUGCCCGAAAAGUAUCCAGCGGACCGAGCGAAGCGUGAAGUAGUGCUGGGUCGCUGCGAGCGCACAGCCUACGUGGUUUCCUUGUAUGAGUUUGCUCAUCUAGAGUUACAACGGCAGCGCCGACGAGCGGAGCAAUUGCGUAGUGAGCCUCAAAGGGGCUUAUUGCGUUCGUCGACAUCUCAACCUCAACUGCUGUACAAAAUUUGA
Trypanosoma conorhini is the source of this 954-nucleotide messenger RNA. RefSeq lists its product as uncharacterized. The record is from RefSeq and is a predicted model, not a curated record. The transcript has a single exon. Lineage: Eukaryota; Euglenozoa; Kinetoplastea; Trypanosomatida; Trypanosomatidae. Bases 1 to 954 code for a protein of 317 amino acids.